AUGUGGGCAGCAACCAAAUCUGCAGUCAUUAAUCUCAUGGGCACCCUUCCCUCCCCCAAACUCCUCCUCUCUCUCCACCUGAUCUCACUACUCUGCCUUCCCCUUCUGCCGCACGGCCAAGUCUACUGCUACAUCGGCGGUAACUACACGACCGGCAGCCCCUACGAGUCCAACCUCCACCACCUUCUGGCUUCUCUCGCCUCCGCAGCCCCUGCCUCCGACGGCUUCUCCGCCACCACGGCAGGCGAGUCUUCCGACCGAGUGUUCGGCGCCGCCCUCUGCCGCGGCGACGUCAACGCCACCGACUGCCGUGGCUGCCUCGGUGCAGCUUCCGCCAACAUCCUGCAGGGCUGCCCGCACAACCGAAGGGCCGAAGCCAUCCUCGACCACUGCCUGCUCAAGUACUCCGACCAGAACUUCACCUCCUUCCCCAAGAACUCGCAACAGGUCUUUGGGGUCUACUGGCGGAACAUCAGCAUGGCGACAUUCCCGGAAUACGUCGAGGAUGCCGCCGGCUACAACUUCGUCAACCAGGCGAUUGACACGCUGCUGAGCGGCGUCGCCAAUGCGGCCGCGCCGAGCUCGAACUCCGUCAAAAUGUUCGCGACCGGCGAGCUGAGCCCCGGGAAGGGUUUUCCGACCACAUACGGGCUGGCGCAGUGCUUCCCGUCCAUCACGGACUCGGAGUGCCGCUGGUGCCUCCAGGGACUCGUCAACGAGACGCUGAAGUUGUUCGACGGGCGGCAAGGCGGCCAAAUUCUCGGCGGCAGCUGGUGCUACUUGAGAUACGAAGUGUAUUUGUUCUACUACGGGAAGCCGACGGUAAGCCUUAUUUCUGCUGCACCGGUGAACCUGCCCAGCUCGCCGCCGCCUCCUCCCGGCCCUCUGCAAAUUCCAACUAAAAGUGAGGAUCCGCACUCUUGA
Ananas comosus (pineapple) is the source of this 924-nucleotide messenger RNA. RefSeq names its product cysteine-rich repeat secretory protein 38-like. Lineage: Eukaryota; Viridiplantae; Streptophyta; Magnoliopsida; Poales; Bromeliaceae. The record is from RefSeq and is a predicted model, not a curated record. The transcript has a single exon. The coding region runs from base 1 to 924 and encodes 307 amino acids.